AUGGCCAAGGUGCCUGACCAUGAAAUAAACAUCGGUGAAAGCACUGCGUAUACAGAUCCUGAGGGCGAAAGGUCUUAUGUCAGGAAAAUUGAUUUCAUUGUGCUUCCAACGCUUUGCUUGAUGUACUUUUUUGACUGCAUGGAUCGGAGCAAUUUGGCAAAUGCGAAGACAGAUGGCCUAGAAAAGGAUUUGCAUUUGAAGGGAAAUGACUAUUCUAUAUUGAUUCUCCUCUUCUACAUCCCAUUUGGGUUGUUCGAUCUUCCAUGGAAUCUGCUGAUCAAGAGAUUUUCAGGCAGAAUUAUGCUGUCUAUUAUGUCUAUUGUGUGGGGAGUUCUAGCACUCUGCCAAUGCGCCGCUAAGGACUUCGGUUCUCUACUUGCGAUUCGCAUAAUCUUGGGUGUUUUUGAAGCUGGUUUCUUUGCCGGAGCUACCUUCUACCUCACGUUGUUCUAUACGCGCGGUGAGAUGGGAUUCCGCCUGGCGAUCAUACAGUCAUUCGCAGUUUUGGCGUCUGCCUUUAGUGGACUUAUUUCCUUUGGAGCUUUCCAGAUAAACGACCCAAAAGUCAAAGGGUGGCAGUGGUUGUUUAUUAUCGAGGGAUCAAUAACGCUAGUCACCGGGGCUGUUGCAUUCUUCCUGCUACCAGAUGGGGCACAGAAAGCCUGGUUUUUGACUGACAGAGAAAGGGCGGCAGCGACAGCACGUCUGCUUCGGGAUACCUCAUCGGAGGUGAAUACGCCAUUCAAUUUCAAGGAUUGCUUUGAGUCAUGGAACGACUGGAAAUUUCCAGUGUGGUGUCUGAUUACGUUCACUUACCCUGUUGCCUAUGCCACUGCGAUGAAUUUCUUCCCGUUGAUUGUUCAACGGUUGGGAUACUCCGUCAUCAAGACUAAUCUCUGGACGGUGGCGCCAAAUCUCGUCGGAGCAGUAUUCCUGCUAUGCGUGGCCAAGUCAUCCGACUAUUUCCGCGAAAGAACGCUCCAUAUUGUCUUUUCAUUGACUGUUUCAUUGGUCGGAAUGAUUAUAUUAAUUGCUAUUGACGUUCAGAACAACAAGGGGAUAGCCUACUUCGCCUGUUUCCUGAUGGCAGCAGGAUCAUAUAUUCCAUCGUGUCUCGUCCAUGCAUGGCACAACAAUAACAACGUACACGAAAACUCCCGAGCUGCCAACACGGGCUUUUUUGUAGGACUGGGCAAUUUCGCUGGAGUAUUGAGCGCUGGCACAUUCCGAACUCAAUAUGCACCAAAGUAUCUACCAACUCUCAUCGCAACUUGUUGUUGCAAUGCAGUCUGCAUUGUCCUUGUUCUUGGGUUGGGAGGCUGGAUGCGUAUGGAGAAUCACCGCCGAGAUAGCAAACAGGGACUAAGACUGAGAGAUGAUCAGACUGAUACUAGUCAGUUCAAGGAGGGCGAAAAGAGUCCAGAGUGGAGGUAUUUCCCUUGA
Penicillium samsonianum is the source of this 1443-nucleotide messenger RNA. RefSeq names its product Major facilitator superfamily domain general substrate transporter. The coding region runs from base 1 to 1443 and encodes 480 amino acids. The record is from RefSeq and is a predicted model, not a curated record. The transcript is spliced from 6 exons. NCBI's taxonomy places the organism in Eukaryota, Fungi, Ascomycota, Eurotiomycetes, Eurotiales, Aspergillaceae. Gene Ontology annotation, molecular function: transmembrane transporter activity. Gene Ontology annotation, cellular component: membrane. Gene Ontology annotation, biological process: transmembrane transport.